Molecule: messenger RNA, 2026 nt
Organism: Pelodiscus sinensis (Chinese soft-shelled turtle)
Lineage: Eukaryota; Metazoa; Chordata; Testudines; Trionychidae
Source: RefSeq, a predicted model, not a curated record
GGCUUUUCUUUCCCUUGCUCUGCCUGGCUAGGAGGGAGUGCAAGGAAGUGUGGGGGGAAAGGGCGUGGGGUCUUCUCCCCUUCUGCUCUUGUCAGGACAUCUCUUGGGGCAUGUUAGGUGCAAGUGAAAACAUCCAGAAGCAGGCUUGUUGACUUUCUGUUGCUCCCUCUCCCCUUUCAGAAUUACUUGGUUGCAGCUUUCAGGAUUCAUUGCCUCUGGCUUAGCUGUGUCUGUGCCCUAAAAAUGGGAGAAGACCCUGUGGUCCCAGCCAAGAUUUUAAUUAUUAGAUCUGCACAGAAUCUGGUGCAGUCACUUACUCAGGGUGUUAAUCGCCACUUUCACAUGAUUUGUAUCCGAGACAAAUUCAGUCAGAAUAUUGGACGACAGAUUUCCUCCAGAGUGAUUUGGGACCAUUUGAGUACCAUGUAUGACAUGCAAGCACUACAUGAAUCUGAGAUUCUGCCCUUCCCUAAUUCAGAGAAAAAUUUCAUCCUGCCUGAGGAAAUUAUCCAAGAAGUGAAAGAAGGAAAAGUAAUGAUUGAAGAAGAGGUGAAAGAAGAAAUAAAAGAAGAGAUGGAAUCUCACGCAGGCACAGAAGAAGUUUAUGUACCUUCAGGAAACUUGGGAAAAGCAGCUGAAAAACCAAGCAGCAAAGAGAAAGAAAGGAGUUCAUCAGAUUCUGGGUCCAAAGAAGGAGCUGAUAAACGGAAACGUAACAGAGUCACUGAAAAGGUCCUGAAUGCAAACAGCAAUCCCUCCAGUCCAAGUGCUGCAAAACGGCGCAGAACUUAAGAGAAUACAGUGAAAAGAUGGGUGCUUUUAACUACAGAACCAGGGAUGGGAACAGUAGAACGGAAUAAGAGAGAAGGAAGGUUGUUAUAAAGAUUUAUUAAGUGGAGAAAAAACUACUUGUCCAGAUAUAAAAAGCAUCAGCACAUUGUCAUCAUGUGUGGCAUGGGUUUCUGUGUCUUCUCGUAAGGAGUUGCUUGCCUGUCAGUGUCACAUAGCUAAUUGAUGGCUACAUUCUCAGGAUACUGAAGGAGAGAAUUGGCAGCUUUACAAGCAUGUGUGUACUUAACAAGUCAGGUGGUAGCAUUUUAAAAUAUUAAUAAUGCACAUAGACACACACGUUCUGUGUUAACAGAGUUUGUGAAAUAAGCUCUUAGCGGAACAAGGAGCCUCAGUUCUUGAAAAGCUUAGGUCAUUUAUUUAAAGUUUGGAUCCCUUUCCUGUCUUAUUUUUAUUGCUUUUUUGAGGGACUAUUAUGGCCCCUUUGUGGGUUACUGUUUUUAGGACAUACAUUUUGUAUAGAAUGUUAUAGCAAGAACACCAUUUUCUAUCAAGUGCCUGGCUUUGCUGGCCCAGUAAAACUAAAAGCCAGCACAUUAAAUACAGAUCUAAGGUGAAGCAUUCUUUGUUACUCUUCUGUUUGAGGGAGGGGAAAAGUAAACCCUCUGUCUCUUAGAGACUUGUAUGGUAUAAUUUAUUUUUCAGCCUUUGAGUUUAUAUUGUAAAUAAAGCAAGAUGUUAAAUGUUUCUAGACAGAAGUCCUCAUAAGUGGCUUAAACUAAAAUGUCCGUUAAUGCUAUGUGGUAUGAAAGGGAUCCACUGGGCUAUGCAAGAACAUGGUUGUACUGUAAUAAUGUAUAUAACUGUUGUUUUUGUAUUUCACUAUUUAAUUCUUUUUUUUAAAAGCUAUUUUUUCAAAGGGCUGUUAAAUGGAAGUAAUAAUAUAAAACAUUAAUCUUAUGCUGUACUUUCCUGUAGUAAUUUUAGUUCAGACUUUUACUGAUAUUUUGAAACUUGUUUUUAGUCUUACAUGCCAGAGUAUUAAGAAUUGGUAGCAAUUACUAUUUUUUUAAUUGCCAGAAAAUGAUUAAUUCCCGUUUACUCCUUUUCUUCUUCCUGACAAACUGAUUUUAGUAAGUGUAUCUGUUAAACUGGUGAAUGAAGCAUACUGAACUGUUACUGGGUUCUAUCUUUACAGUAUUAACUUUACUGUUAAAUUAAAAAAAACCACUCAACA